This is a messenger RNA of Momordica charantia (bitter melon), 3404 nucleotides long. Its product is annotated as neurofilament light protein. NCBI's taxonomy places the organism in Eukaryota, Viridiplantae, Streptophyta, Magnoliopsida, Cucurbitales, Cucurbitaceae. The record is from RefSeq and is a predicted model, not a curated record.
UAUUUUCAUCUGCAUAAGAUUUAAUAUCAAGAAGUCGUAAAACGGUAAAUCUCAAUUCCUAGGUACUAAUGAAAAGACCUAAGUGUCCCCAUCCACCUUGGUUGAACUCGGAAAAAGGAUUAGACUAGAGUGGGUGCCAAAAUUUUCUCCGCAGUAGUUUAUUCCAACGGAAGAGUGGAAAGGAGCAGUGAUCGACUUUCUGCAAUUGAAGAUAGCAGUUUCGGAAUUCAUGGACGUGGAACUAAAUGAUCAGAUAGAGGAGGAUGGAAAUGAGAAUGAUUCUCUCUUCGAAGGAAUGGUACUCUUCGACCCUUCCGAGUACCGAAUCCAAAUCCAUCCGACUCGCGAAGAUAGUGAUGAUCCCGGUCCAAUUGUUUCUGAUCAGCCUGACCUUCCGAAUUCUGCUGCAGAUGAGGUUACCACUACGGUCAGUGCUUCAGCUUCCACUUCGGCAACAACGACUGCUUCAUCUUCACAUCUUUCUGAACCCCUUGACGAGAACCUCUUUUCGGACCUCACGCUGGUCACUUCCAUGCAUAAGGACCAAACUCAAAUCCAGCUAGACCAAAAUUCGCUACCAAUCACCGAUCCUCUCCAAGCUGCCACAAUUAUGAAAAUCCCUGGUUCGGUAGUAGGAGAAGCAGCAGAUAGAGACCCAGGAUUGAUCGUCUCAGUCUCUCGACAGAUGUCGAGAAGGAAAAGGAGAGCUGGGUUGCGAAUUGGCUACGGCAGAGAUGCCCAUACCCCAAACCCCACUCCCGAUCUUCACUCUACGCAUUUCAGUAAUCACAUUCGUGGCGAUGACGACGACCAGCAUCCUGAUGCUUUACCUCAGAUUCAACCAUCUGCUUCUCCACCACAGACUUUAGCUCCUCAUGGUCCUUCAGUAGACAACAACAACAUCGAAUCCACUAGUUUUGUAUCUCAAGAAGAUCACAUAACGGAACGUCAAAACCAACAAGAUGCUGAUCGACAUAAAAAAAAUAGCGUUGAGGCUGAAGUACGCGAUUCACCCGAGUUCAAAUUGGAGCAAGUCAGGAUUCAGAUCUCCGAGAAGCUGGGUCAUGCUCGUAACUCGGUUGCCUCUGUGUCUACCUCCAGGAAGGAAGUUAUUCAACGGAAACGCAAAAUUAUGGAUAAUCUAAAAAUUUCAUUAGACAGGUACUCACAUCUUGAAAAGCAGUUGGAGGAAGCCUGCGAAGCCGAAGAUUUUGAAACCGCAGAAAGGCUUAGCGAGAGCCUAGCUUCUGCUGAGCGAGAAAAGCAAGCCUUCCUCAUGGAACUAAAAGAUGCUGAAGCCUUAUGUGAUGCAAUGGAUUCCAGAAUGCACGAGGUUUUGGACUUCUUGAUUGCCACCGAGGAAAAUUGUGAUUCUCUGCUCCAAACUUUUGCUAUGGAUGCUGCAAAUAGUGUUGUUUUAGCCUUAAAUAUGGCAGAUUCAGAAUCUGCAGAAGAAUUGGAAAAGUGGCAUUUGUCAAAUGAAGUCUUGGAGGCCAAGAAGAUGGGAAUUGAAAUUGAGUCACUAAUUAUACGUGAGUCUUGCAUGGUUUUGAAUGAUUCCAUUGAACUUUUGGUUGAGGGUGACAGAAGAGAGAAAGAAGUUCUUUGUCAAAAAAAGGCCGCGUUGACAGAUGAACUGGAGAAAUUACUAGCUAUGGUGGAAGAGAAGAAAAGGGAGAUAGAAGAAAAUGACUCUGUGAUUGAUGCUGUUGAGAAAAGAAUUUCUGAUGCGAUUUCUGGUUUUCAGCAUGUGCAAUCAAACAUGGAUGCAAAAUAUGCUGCCUUACAAUCAACCCUCUCUCAGAUGCAGUUAGAAAGUCAAACUCUUUCAAAUAGAAGAAGGGAAAUCGAGGAGUUCCUCACUCUGGAGAAAGAAAAAGGAGCGAACUUGAAGAAAAUUGCUCACCUUUCCGUAGAAGAUGCAGAAGCGUACAGGGAAGUUGCCAGGCUGAGAAAAUUUCUGAUGUCUACCAUCUUGAAAACAAGGGAAGAUAAAGCUACUCUGACACAAACGGAGGAUGAUCUUUCCAAGGAUGUUCAAAUGCUUCAACAAGAGUUUCAUUCUGCUAGGUCUUCUCUCCAGGAAUUGUCUUCAAGAAAAUCAAACAUCCAGCAAGAUAUAGUUUCCUCAAAGCAAAGAAUUUCUUUCAUUGACAAGAGAGUUCCUGAGCUGGAAGCGGAAAAGAAAGUUGUUGCUGCUGGUAGAAAUUUUAAAGAAGCUGCACGAGUUGCUGCUGAGGCAAAGUCUCUGAGCAAUGAGAAAGAUAGCAUCUGUAUUGACAUUGACAGAGCUUUAUUAGAGCUGGAGAAGCUCGAGGAAGAGACUAGAGGCACCAUGAAAUGGUUGCAGAAGACUGAGGAGUUGAUUCAAUUGAAGGAAAAAGAAGUAGCGAAAGCUAGAUUCCAGAGGUUGCUUAUAAUAGCUGGUGCUGCAGCAGCAGAUGGAGCUGCUGCUCUAGAGUUGGGCGACACAGGAGAAGCUAACCUUCUAUUUGUAGAGAGUGAAUCAGCACGUUGUGAAGCCAGAAAACUUCAGCCAGUCUAUGAUUUCCAUGAGGACGAGUUUUCAAAUAUCCCCAAACACUUCAUCUCAUUGGAACUUGUUUUUAAUCUAGGGCGUGAGAAAUUAGCAGACCUGGUAGCAUCUAUUCAUGAUCCUACAUUGGACGAUUAAAAGGAAAUUUUGCUUUCGAUAAUGUGUAAUUUUAGUGUUUGUCAUUCAAUGAAGGAAGAGUAUCUGAUCAAUGCUGCAGAUAGGAGUUUGAGGUACUUAAACGAGCUGACUCUCAGAUCACUUAUCUACUCUCUUCAGCGUCAAGAUUUGCUCAAACUCUUGUAUCAAGACAAUAUGCUGUCGUCUUGCUGUUAUAAUGCAGACGUCUGUCGCUUUGGAUUGCCAUCUUUCCUUGUUGGUUCCUUUUGAAUUUUGACAGACAAAUGAGCCUCAUCAGCAAGGAAGAAUUUGGUGGUGGCAUUCCUGAUCAUUUCCGCUCAAAGAUGAGAUUUCAUAAUGCGUCAGAAAAAGGUAGCUGGCAUAACCCGUCGCAGUAAUUAUGUUCUUUGCCUAGAGAAAGCUCUCUGUGCCCUACGAAGGACGACGAAAGUGAUCUGAAUUCUGCUGGCCUUUUCUCUUUCGAGGUAUUGCAUGACAUACAUGUGUUGAAUGUAUUUCUUUUUGGUCUUUUUCAUCUUUUUGCCUUUUUGCGCUGAAUAUUCAUAUAAAGUCAUGGCAGGUUCUCGGUCUUUGAUAAAAAGGGACCAUUUCGACCGUACUUGACAUGAAUUUUACCAAGUCUUAGGAUCCUGAAAAUCUUGUUGAUAGGUAUGGAUUGCGCUUGGCCAUUGAGUUAGAUUGACAGAACCAAAAAUAAACUAUUGAAAAUUUGAAACCUUGUUCCAUUAAA